This is a messenger RNA of Cryptococcus wingfieldii CBS 7118, 330 nucleotides long. RefSeq lists its product as hypothetical. The record is from RefSeq and is a predicted model, not a curated record. Bases 1 to 330 code for a protein of 109 amino acids. Lineage: Eukaryota; Fungi; Basidiomycota; Tremellomycetes; Tremellales; Cryptococcaceae. The transcript is spliced from 3 exons.
AUGACCACUGCCGCCCCCCACACUCCCCCCGCCCAGCAUAACGACGCCGACCUCGACGGCAAGCCCCAGGUUCUCAAGCCGUCCCCCACCCACUCUAUCGACUACAAGGACGCUGCAGAGUCCCCCGAGGUGCUCGAAAAGACGAGGCGCAAGUACUCGCUCGGCCUCUACCACUGGACCCGCGAUAUGUGGGAGCACGCUCGUCAGGAUGUCGCGCGCCGCUCCUCUGUCUCAUCUACCGAGUCUGACGUUCCCUCGCCUCGCAAACACCAGCGAUCUUACAACUCUGACGUCGGCAAAGACGUCGGUGCCGUCCCCGCCUACCACUGA